This is a messenger RNA of Acanthoscelides obtectus, 654 nucleotides long. Lineage: Eukaryota; Metazoa; Arthropoda; Insecta; Coleoptera; Chrysomelidae. The record is from the annotation of a GenBank genome assembly.
GAGACGGAAAAGCGACAGGAAGAAGAUAUUCUGUUAAAAAUCGCCCCGUGACGACUUUAGUUGAAAAUAAUUCUUUUAAGUGACACAAUGGCGGAUCAGAACGAGAGGGCAUUCCAGCGUCAGCCGACAGUCUUUCUGAAUCGGAAAAAGGGCGCUGGCCCCAAAAGGCGUAAAUCCUUACGUUACUACCGAGAAGUGGGGCUCGGCUUCAAAACCCCCAGAGAGGCCAUAGAGGGUUCAUACAUUGACAAGAAAUGCCCUUUCACUGGUAACGUUUCAAUCAGAGGUCGUAUCCUAACCGGCGUUGUACAGAAGAUGAAGAUGCAACGUACCAUCGUCAUCCGACGCGACUACUUGCAUUAUAUCAGGAAAUAUAAUCGGUUUGAGAAGAGACAUAGGAAUAUGUCAGUACAUUUAUCACCUUGCUUCAGGGAUGUUGAAAUUGGAGAUGUUGUGACCAUUGGAGAAUGCAGGCCAUUAUCAAAGACAGUGAGGUUCAACGUCUUAAAGGUCACCAAGGGAAGUAGUUCAAAGAAGAGUUUCAAGAAGUUUUAAGUAUGUCUAUAAAAAUAAAUUUUUUCUAAGUUGAUACAAUGUUUCUUUGAAUCACUCCUCAACCAAUAGCUACAGAUAAAACCCUGGUAUUUUGAACAG